Aegilops tauschii subsp. strangulata is the source of this 399-nucleotide messenger RNA. The record is from RefSeq and is a predicted model, not a curated record. NCBI's taxonomy places the organism in Eukaryota, Viridiplantae, Streptophyta, Magnoliopsida, Poales, Poaceae.
AUGGCGGCGCUAGACGCGGGUGAUGGGGCGCAGGGGUCCAGGAACAAAGUGAGGAGGCGAGGGGCAGCCAUGGCGUUCGACGGCUGCGUCCGGUUCCUGCGAGAGAGAGAACGAGAGGUAACAGAGAGAUGUGAGGCACGGGAAGAAGAAGAAAGGAAGAGAAAGGGCAGGGGCGCGAGGUCCAGCCUGGUCCUUCGGCAGCGGUCGCCGGAGGAGGGGAAAGGAGUGGGGCAGCGGGGAGCUGCUGGUGCUGCUCCGGCAGGGAGGUGGAGGCGCACGGGAGGCUCGGGGUCGAGCCUUUGCUCUCCCGAGCAAGGAGGCGGCGGGAUCGAGGGGAAGCUGCGGGAUGGAUGGAUUUGUGGAUCUGGAGGUGAGCGCUAUUGGUUGGCUUGCUGGUGA